CCAAAGAUUUUUUUCUGGUUCGGCUUUCAGUGUCGGUGGCUACUUCCGUUUCUGGAAGACAGGCGGAACAUCAACAUUCACAGACAGAAUCAGUAAAUAACACUAUUUUAUCAAAAUUGUGGUGUGAGGAUGUCGGGACAGAAGCGUAUGUGUGACUCCAACAUCUCCUCUUCAUCCUCCAGUGCGCCCCCCGAGAAACGGAGGGAGCGAGAGGGAGGAGAGGAUGGGGGUCCAGGGGUCAGCUCUACUGCAGGAGGGAGCACUGCUGUGGAAACAGUCAUCAAACUCGGGGGGGUUUCAAACUCGGAAGAACAGGAUGUCAAAGCUCUCCAGGUGAAGAAUAGGAAGUUGGGAGAAUCCCUCGAUCAGAGACAGGUGAUUGAGGAUGAGCUGAGAGAGAGAAUCGAGAGACUGGAGACUCGUCAAGCUACUGAUGACGCAAGCCUACUGAUCCUGAACAGAUACUGGAAUCAGUUUGACGACAAUGUGUGCCUGAUUGGAAGGCGCUACGAUGAGUCAGGGAGCGAGUCUGUGGAAACCCCGGCUGGAGAGGGGCGGAGCCUCAAGCCUGACACCCCAGAACCCGACGGCGACUCCAACCAGGAGAGAGCCAAAGACCGAGGCCACCAGGGGGAGACGACCACAUCUUUCCUGGCGACGCUGGCCAGCAGCAGCAGUGAGGAGAUGGAGGCAGAGCUGCAAGAGAGGGUGGAGUCCAGCCAGAAGCAGGCCAACCGCGUGGUGGAGAUCUACGACAGCCUGAAGACCACCGUGGAGCAGCUAAAGAAGGACCAGGACUCUGGAGCAGAGGGCUCCGUGUGGCAGGUCGCCGCCCAGCUCAACACCCUCCUCUCCAGUGAGAAUGACCGGCUGCGUCAGCUGACUGAGGACCUUCAGCAGAAGCACAGUCACAUGACUAGCGAGUCUCGUUCUCUGGGCAGGGCAGUGGCGAGGGCAGACACGCGGGUCAGUGAGCUGCAGGGCCUCAUCGAGGAGCUCCAGUGGGACAUGGAGAAGAUCCGACGCAGAGAGAACCGCCUCAACACACACCUGGGAGAAAUCCUGGAGAGGGUAAACAGUAAAGGCUACAAGGUGUGUGGGGAGGCCAGCAGUGUGUGUGGAACCAUUACCAUCAACAAGAGAAAGUUUGAGGAGAUGAACAGUGAGUUGGAGGAGAACAGGGAGCUGGCGGAGAACCGUCUGAGCGAGCUGCAGCGGCGGCAGCAGGACCUGCAGACGUUUAACCAGGAGAACAACAACAUGAAGGUGAGCCUGCAGAGCCUGACCCAGGGCCUGGGCCGCCAGAAUCCUAUGGCUCUCUCCCCCAACCCAGCCAUUGGAUUAGCUGAGGUCCCACGUCCUUAUUCAGCCAUCCAAACCAGUCAAAUGAAGGUGGAGUUGUUGAGUCGUGCUGAGGGGGUGGUGAGGGAGAGCUCAGAGUACCGCUGUCUCCAGUCCCAAUUCUCUGUCCUCUACAACGAGUCUGUGGGCCUCAAGUCUCAGCUGGACGAGACGCGCACACGCCUCAACACCACCAGGACGGCACGCCUCCGACAGCUAGAACACAUGGAGAAUGACGAAGUGUCUCUCCAGAGGAAGGUGCGUACUGAGGUGUUCCAGCUAGAGGACACUCUGGCCCAGGUCAGGAAGGAGUAUGAGAUGCUCCGGAUCGAAUUUGAACAGACCCUCGCUGCCAACGAACAAGCAGGUCCUAUCAACAGGGAGAUGCGUCACCUGAUCAGUACCCUGCAGACACACAACCAGCAUAUGAAGGGAGAGGUUGUGAAAUACAAACUGACACUCAGAGAGGCACAGACUGACCUCAGCCAGGCUCGUACUACGAAGGGCAGUGCUAUCCUUCAAUCACAAUCCAGUACGGAGCUGGACCUGAAGGAAGAGACCACCUCCCCCCUGACGCCCGCUGCCUCUGCUGAUGUCACCAUCAAGAUGGAGUCUGACAAUGGUUCAGCCACGCCCACCAGCACUAGUACCUCAGUGAAGACAGAGCCUGGGACAGAAACAGAGGGAGAAAUCAAAGAGGAGGAGAAAGAAAAAGAGGUGAAGAAAGAGAAGGAAAAGGAACGAGAGAGGGAGAGAGAGAGGCCAACCCGUGGAGGGGGUGGGACCGAGGAGAAGGAGAAGGCUGGGACCAGCAACCAAUUGGAAGAGGUUGCUCCGGAGCGCACGUUUGUGAUUGGAGGACCGAAGAGGAAGGAGGUGGAGCAACUGAAAAUUGUCCGGGCAGAGCUAAAGAAAGCCCAGGAGUCUCAGAGGGAGAUGAAGCUACUGCUGGAUAUGUACCGCUCCGCGCCCAAAGAGCAGAGGGACAAAGUCCAGCUCAUGGCCGCUGAGAAGAAGGCCAAGUCAGAGGCAGAGGAGCUGAAGCAGCGUCUAAGGGAUCUGGAGGAGAGGGAGAGGAGGGAGGGGAAGAAGAUGGCUGAUGAGGAGGCACUCCGGAAGAUCUGCUCUGUCGAGGAACAAAUCAACAUCCUCAACAAGAAGCUCUCCCUGGCCAAGCAGGAGGAGGAUGCGUUGCUGAGUGAGAUGGACGUGACGGGCCAGGCCUUUGAGGACAUGCAGGAGCAGAACAUCCGGCUGAUGCAGCAGCUCAGGGAGAAGGACGACGCCAACUUCAAGCUGAUGUCGGAACGCAUCAAGUCCAACCAGAUCCACAAGCUGCUCAAGGAAGAGAAGGAGGAGCUCGCCGACCAGCUGCUCACGCUCAAAACGCAGGUGGAUGCCCAGCUGCAGGUGGUGAGGAAGCUGGAGGAGAAGGAGCGCCUCCUCCAGGGCACCAUCGGUACUGCAGAGAGAGAGCUGGCUCUGAGGACACAAGCUCUGGACAUGAACAAACGCAAGACCCAGGAGUCAACGGUGCUGUCGGAGGAGGUGCGUAGUCAGCUGGACCAGGUGCAGCAGAGACUGGGCACCGUCAGGGAGGAGGUCAUUGAGAACAGCAUCUCCAAAGAGAAGCAGUCCUUUAAUGCACGCCGCGCACAGGAGGACAUCUCCAAACUGCGGAGGAAGAUCGAGAAGGCCAAGAAACCCGCAGAGACCGUCCGCAACGGCGAUGACAUCCUCAAUGAGGAAAUCAACGAUUACAAGGCUCGUCUGACCUGCCCGUGCUGUAACUCCCGGGUAAAGGACGCCGUCCUGACCAAGUGUUUCCACGUCUUCUGCUUCGAGUGCGUCAAGACACGCUACGACACGCGCCAGAGGAAGUGCCCCAAGUGCAACGCCGCCUUCGGCGCCAACGACUUCCACCGCAUCUACAUCGAAUAGAGAGGGAGGGGGAGACCUAAAUGCAGGGAGCGUGGGGUAGGAUAGUAGUGCCUGGAGAGGUCAGCAGUGUCCACACAGGCUUUCUCUCCAGCCGAACAAAACGGUCUUUUAUCACCCCUGCUACUAGCGUGUGAGAUGGAAUGAGACUGGACACGUGUGGAAAUCUGUGAAUAUCGGCUGGACAUGUAAUAAAUAUGGACACCUUGCGCUCUGAUUGGCUAGGUGGAAUUUCCGCCAUGUUGCUGGGGGGGGGGGGGGCUGCUUAGGGUUGUUUCUGGACUGGUCCUACAUUACAUUGUCUUAUAGAGAUCAUGAUCAUGGUUAUAUUUGCUGGCUGUGCUCUGCCUGGCUGGCUGGAAGGAAAGCCUUUAGGAGACACUGCCUGUGGUUCAGGGUUACAGUACAUAGGGCCUUGUGUGGGGGAAAAGUGAGGUUUGACUUGAAGGGUUUGACUUGAAGCUUUUCCAUAGUUGACUGUAGCUAUUGGUGUUUAUAAAAAAAAUGUUUAAAUACUAUCGCCCUCUCCCUUCAUAUGGAUGGACUAGAUCAUUACAGACCUUUCACUGAAUUCUAGUCCUGAAGGGCUGCAGUGAUGCACUGAAGACCCUAAUAACCUUUUUAUAAUACUGAUAUUUUCAGCUUCUCUCUCCUCAGUACUCCUACGGCUCCUGCCCCAUGGAACUAUACACCAGAUAACCUUCUGGGGGCCCCUCUGGCUCUAGUUUUAGACUGGUGUGGUGUCUGCCCGUCGGCAUGUCUGCUUACACACGUGUGUGUGUGUGUGUGUGUGUGUGUGUGUGUGUGUGUGUGUGUGUGUGUGUGUGUGUGUGUGUGUGUGUGUGUGUGUGUGUGUGUGGGAGAAAGAAAAACGGACUAACCAAUUGCUUAGAUGGUUAGAAAAUCAACGGUGAGUCCCUUGAUCAGCAUGCUCCCUUGUGUGACCAGUCAAUGUUUUCCUUGCAUUUGUAUGCAUGUAUUUUAUUUUAUUUGAAAGCUGCCUCUUCAGGGACACACUGACGGGCUACAAAUACCAUGAAUUGAUGCUAAUGUGUAAUGUUGCUGCUCCACAAGUUAUUAAACUCCCAUCAAAACGAGA
This is a messenger RNA of Oncorhynchus kisutch (coho salmon), 4378 nucleotides long. RefSeq names its product E3 ubiquitin-protein ligase BRE1A. Bases 130 to 3282 code for a protein of 1050 amino acids. The record is from RefSeq and is a predicted model, not a curated record. Gene Ontology annotation, cellular component: nucleus; HULC complex. Gene Ontology annotation, molecular function: ubiquitin protein ligase activity; metal ion binding. The transcript is spliced from 22 exons. Lineage: Eukaryota; Metazoa; Chordata; Actinopteri; Salmoniformes; Salmonidae.